Molecule: messenger RNA, 3085 nt
Organism: Labrus mixtus (cuckoo wrasse)
Lineage: Eukaryota; Metazoa; Chordata; Actinopteri; Labriformes; Labridae
Gene: vwa2
Product: von Willebrand factor A domain containing 2
Exons: 13
Coding region: 6-2387 (793 amino acids)
Molecular function (GO): calcium ion binding
Source: RefSeq, a predicted model, not a curated record
CCAACAUGCACCCUCUUAUCCAUCUCUCCCUGCUUGUACCGCUGCUGCUUCUUCAAGUCCAGCAGGUGACCUCUGUGCAGGAGAUCCACACCAGCCAUGAGAACAUCUUAAAGAUCAACUCAGCAGGAGAAAUGAUGCAGUGCUCAGCAGCCAUGGAUAUCCUCUUCCUCAUGGAUGGUUCUUACAGCAUGGGAAAGGGCAGCUUUGAAAGGUCCAAGCACUACGCUAUCAAACUCUGUCAGGCCCUAGACAUCGCACCAGACAAGGUUCGAGUCGGUUUGAUCCAGUUUGGUUCAACUCCUCGGCUGGAGUUCGCCCUGGACUCUUAUACAACCAAACAAGAGCUGAAGAAGCAUAUGAAGAAGGUUUCUUACAGAGGAGGCAGCACCCAGACCAGCCUGGCUCUGAAGUACAUUCUGCGGAAAGGUUUCCCGGGGGGCCGAAACUCCUCUUCAGCAGCUCAGGUAGCCAUCCUCUUAUCAGACGGGAAGUCUCAGGGCAACGCGGUGCACGCGGCAGCUCAGCUUAAAGAGACAGGCGUGGUCCUGUUCGCUGUAGGCCUCCGCUACCCCAGGUGGGAGGAGCUACACGCUAUAGCCAGCGAGCCAAUAGAGAGCCACGUUUUCUUCGCUGAGCAUUUCUAUGACGCUAUCAAUGGCCUCUACACAACACUGUCCACCUUCUCCGUCUGCAACGCCACACCUUCAGGUUGUCAUGUGGAGGUGUUUCCCUGUGAGAGGAAGACACUGGAGACAGUCAAAGAGUUGCUCGGAAAUUAUAUGUGUUGGAAAGGAGCCAAGGGUUAUUCCCCAUACACGUCUCUCUGUCCACACUACAGGUACAACAAGGUGUACAAGAGACACCUGACAGUUUGUCAUCGGACCAUCUGUCCAGAGCCGUGUGACUCUCAGCCUUGCCUAAACGGUGGAACGUGUGUAUCAGAAGGUCCAGAGGAUUAUCGCUGCGUGUGUCCACCUGGCUACGGAGGAGACCCACACUGUGCUCCUGCUCUGUCUCUGGACUGCUCAGUUGACUUGCUCUUCCUGGUUGAGGGCUCCAACAAGCUCACCUUGGAGGGUUUCCUCCGCCUCAAGUCCUUCUUAAAGCGCUUCCUGCAGACUGUGGUCGGAUCCGACAGCCCCAGUAAAGUCGGCCUGGCCGUGUUCGGUGGAGAAACCAGAGUCGAGGCCCAUGUGGGAAAGUUUAAAGGAGACCUGAAGGGUAUGCUGAAGGCUUUGGAGGCGCUUCAGCCGAUCGGAGGAGAGACCCUGACAGGCCAGGCCCUCCGCUACGUCACUCGCAACGGCUUUGUUAGUGCGCCAGUGUUCGCUGAUGUCACAGACGAUCUGCCCCGCGUGGUGGUGCUGCUCAGCGCCACCCCUGCCGUUGAUGAUGUGGUGGAGCCUUCAAAAUAUGCCCGAGACAGAGAGAUCUUCCUGAUCGGGAUGGGUCCAGACUUGUUAAAGGGACAGCUCAAUAACAUCACAGGAAAUCCUCAGAGGACGAUCACCUACUCGGCUGCUGAGUUCAGUGCUAAAAUCCCAGAACUGAAGGCGAAGAUCUGCAGUGUGGACACCCAAGGGUGUCUGGGCCAAGCCGUAGACCUGGUCUUUGCUCUGGAUGCUUCAGCAGGCGUCAGCCACGAUAACUUUGUCACCCUUCGGGACUUUGUGCGCAGCCUCACCGUUCAGUUCGACAUCAACCGGGACGUGGCUCAGGUAGCUCUCGUGACUUACGGUCGGAGAGCCACCACCGUCUUCAACCUGGACACCCACGACAGCGGCUCCGCCGUCCUCAAGGCUGUGGUCGACGCCAACUACAUGGGCGGGGUGGCUUCAACGGGCACAGCGUUGCUUCAUAUCCACUCCAACGUCCUCACGGUGGCUAAAGGCUCUCGGCCUGGGGUCAACAAGGCAGUGGUGGUUGUGACGGACGGGUCUGGCGGGGAUGACGCUUUGGUCCCGGCUCAGAAGAUCAGAGACAACGGAGUGUCUUUGUUUGUAAUCGGUAUCGGAGAUGUGCAGAAAGAGAGGCUGCUGCAGAUCGCUGGCUCAGAGGAACACAUGAUCACUGUUCCGUCUUACGAGGACCUGAAGUAUUUUGAGGAUGUGCUGGUGCAGAUGUUGUGUUCAGAGGUGAAGAAGCCAGUUAACCUCUGCAAACCCAACCCAUGUAUGAACGAUGGGAUCUGCAUCCUAACUGGUGGAAGUUUCCGCUGUCAGUGCCAAGGAUUCGAAGGACCACACUGCGAAACAAGAAGCAGCAGGCCUUCUACCAGAGGAGAUCGUCCGAGGCCGGCUGGUUUGAAGAAGAAGAGCCGGCAGAAGAAAAGUCACCAGGAGCUUCUUCAUCACUACAAACUGCACCGCAGGCGGCACACUGCCUGAUACAGCGCACAGGGAAAAAAAACGACUAUACACAUAAAGUCUUUAUUGGACAUUUAACACCAGGGAUGUGUUCAGGUAUACGCUGGAGCAAGAGGAAAACUAUGGUUACUGUUUAAAUAUUUGAACUUGCACUCCGCAUCAGCAAGUGCCUUCAAACUGUGUGUGUUUCUACUGCAGUGAUCAUUUGUCACCUUUGUGUUGUGCAAUUUUGUCAGCUGUUGUUUCAAUCCCAAGAUGUAAACUUUAAUAUAAUAUCACAGUGUUUAUUCAUGUGAAGAUGUUAUUUUUUAUUGUAUAAUCACCCCCAACCCUGUUCCUCUUUGAAACUUUGGCAAAAAAAAGAUGCUUUAUACCAAGUUUAUUUUACAUUUUUAUAUAUUUAUAUAUUCCUUUCACCAAAGAAAUUUAAAAAAUAAGUGCAUAUGUUUUUUUUUAUUAUUAGUUAUACGAGUGCUUCUUAGUAAACUAUAAAACCGACAUUUUUUAUAGCUUUUAUAAGCCUGUUCCCUAUCACUUUUGGAAAAAAAAAAGAUCAAAGUCCUCCAUCAUCUAUACCACUUUUCUAGUUGGGGGUUGGGGAGCCGAUCCCAGCUGUCAUUGGGGCUGAGGGAGGAAGCCGGAGUACCCAGAGAAUGCAUGCAUGCUCGGAAAGAAGGUGCAAACUCCACCCAGAGAGGCCCUGUCCUGGGAUUUGAACC